UGCGUACAACAUAAGUGAGUGUGUGUGUGACAUCAGUCUCAAACCCUAACAUUGCUUUUACUCUCUCUCUUUCUGAAGCCCUAACCAAUGGCUUCACGCAGGCUUUUGUCCUCUCUUCUCCGGUCAUCCACUCGUCGAUCCGUCUCCAAAUCUCCCUUGUCGAACUCCAAUCCCAAGCUUUCUUCCCCAUCUCCAUGUUCCACGCGCCGGGCUUCUCCUUACGGUUACCUACUCACACGCGCGGCUGAGUACGCGACUUCCGCCGCCGCCGCUGCUGCCUCUCCUCCAUCCAAACCCGAGGGAGCCAAGGGUGGUGGAAAGAUCACCGAUGAGUUCACCGGAAAGGGUGCGGUCGGCCAGGUCUGUCAGGUGAUUGGUGCCGUUGUAGAUGUGAGGUUCGAUGAGGGGCUGCCUCCGAUUCUGACGGCUUUGGAGGUGAUGGACCACUCGAUCCGGCUGGUGCUUGAGGUAGCUCAGCACUUGGGUGAGAGUAUGGUUAGGACCAUUGCUAUGGAUGGGACAGAAGGUUUGGUCAGAGGCCAGCGAGUCCUCAAUACUGGAUCACCUAUCACAGUGCCUGUGGGUAGGGCCACCCUUGGUCGUAUCAUCAAUGUUAUUGGAGAGCCUAUUGACGAGAGGGGUGAUAUUAAGACCAGCCACUUCUUGCCCAUUCACAGAGAAGCUCCAGCUUUUGUUGACCAAGCCACAGAGCAACAGAUACUUGUAACUGGUAUCAAGGUUGUUGAUCUUCUUGCACCGUACCAAAGGGGAGGGAAGAUUGGGCUGUUUGGCGGUGCUGGUGUAGGAAAAACGGUGCUCAUUAUGGAACUUAUCAACAAUGUUGCAAAAGCUCAUGGUGGUUUUUCAGUGUUUGCUGGUGUUGGAGAGCGCACCCGUGAGGGUAAUGACCUAUACAGGGAAAUGAUUGAGAGUGGUGUCAUUAAGCUAGGGGAUAAGCAGGCUGACAGCAAAUGUGCACUUGUCUAUGGUCAAAUGAAUGAGCCCCCUGGUGCUCGUGCCCGUGUUGGUCUAACUGGACUAACUGUGGCAGAACACUUCCGUGAUGCUGAAGGGCAAGAUGUGCUUCUGUUCAUUGAUAAUAUUUUCCGCUUCACCCAGGCCAACUCAGAGGUGUCUGCUUUGCUUGGUCGAAUCCCAUCUGCUGUGGGUUACCAACCAACUUUGGCUACUGAUCUUGGAGGCCUCCAAGAGCGUAUUACAACUACCAAGAAAGGUUCUAUCACUUCUGUCCAAGCUAUAUAUGUGCCUGCUGAUGACUUGACUGAUCCAGCACCUGCAACUACCUUUGCCCACUUGGAUGCCACAACUGUGUUGUCGCGACAGAUUUCUGAGCUGGGUAUUUAUCCCGCUGUUGAUCCCCUUGAUUCUACAUCCCGUAUGCUUUCUCCCCAUAUUUUGGGUGAGGAACACUACAAUACUGCUCGUGGAGUUCAAAAGGUCCUUCAGAACUACAAGAAUCUGCAAGAUAUCAUUGCCAUUUUGGGAAUGGAUGAGCUUAGUGAAGAUGACAAGUUGACCGUUGCCCGUGCUCGUAAAAUCCAGAGGUUCUUGAGCCAGCCUUUCCAUGUUGCAGAAGUCUUCACGGGUGCCCCUGGCAAGUAUGUUGAGUUAAAAGAAAGCAUAACCAGCUUCCAGGGGGUAUUGGAUGGAAAAUACGAUGACCUUCCUGAACAGUCAUUUUACAUGGUUGGAGGCAUCGAGGAGGUCAUUGCCAAGGCCGAAAAGAUUGCAAAGGAGUCGGCUUCCUAGGCAAAAAAAAAAAAAGGAUCCUUUCCCUUGUCCUGAAAAUUGCAAAAGGAAAAUGAAAAAUAAUCAAGGUGAUGCUGGUGAUGCCGGUAACAGGAUAUUGAUUUUUUGAGAUUCAACGUGUCGGACUAUGAAUUUCUGUUUUUAAUGUUUAUUUCAGAGUGUGGAAGAGGAAUAGAACUCGGGGAACUGUCCUGCCAAAGCCUUUUUUUUUUUAAUAAGGAAAAAUGAAAAGAAAAGAAAAGAAAAGAAAAGGCGGACAAUGUAUAUUUUUUCCUUUUUAACUGGAGAACAUUAAAUGUGAGCAUUAUCACUUUGACAUCCA
Molecule: messenger RNA, 2092 nt
Organism: Manihot esculenta (cassava)
Lineage: Eukaryota; Viridiplantae; Streptophyta; Magnoliopsida; Malpighiales; Euphorbiaceae
Product: ATP synthase subunit beta, mitochondrial
Exons: 9
Coding region: 88-1770 (560 amino acids)
Biological process (GO): proton motive force-driven mitochondrial ATP synthesis; proton transmembrane transport
Molecular function (GO): ATP hydrolysis activity; proton-transporting ATP synthase activity, rotational mechanism; ATP binding
Source: RefSeq, a predicted model, not a curated record